AUGGGCAACAUCACAAGCAGGCCCGACGACGGGCCCGCUCUGUAUCUUAGAGAUCAGAAUAGAUUGAGCAUAUCCUCGCUCGUCGUUACCAAUUCACGGAAGCGCACUUCCAUCAAUAUCGUUCCAAAUGCAUUUCCAGCGAGCAGAAUAGCAGCCAGUCGUCUGUCUGGUGACAUAUCCCCUAUAGAAUAUGUACAGGACCCCGAAGUGUCGAAUAACUCCAGCAACCCACCAAACUUCCUUCUUAAACUCAACGGCGAUGACGAACUCGUCUUCACAUUCACAUUUGUUAUUCGCCAGUCGCAAGCACCCGCUACCGGAGAUUCUACGUCAACGGUCGUAGACACCAACAUCUCAGGCUUAACCUUCGUUUGCGCCUCAACCCCCCGAGAGGUUUCGAACCUCGUCACCCGCGAGUUCCACGCCGAUCCAAACCUUCACAAGAACGCCAAUGUAGAAUUAGUGGGCGAUUACAGCACUGGGGGCAGCCCAUCUGUAUCUUUUGAAUGGACCUGGAAGUGGAAGCCCCCUAAAUCCCUUGAGGACAAGGGCGGCGGUUGGAGGAACUGCUGCAGCUUUGUCGAAUACGAUCCUCGAGCGCAUCGUUUAGAUACUCUAGCGAGCUUCUCCUACUUUGUUGCCAGUCCAAGCUUGCCUCUCAGCCAUCCCAGUUCUCCUUCACCGCAAUUUCUAUUGGGUUCGCCGCCCAAGAUUCGAGUUGCGUCGACACAGUCGGUCGAGUCUCGGCUGACUGGACUCGAAGUCGAAGAGCCCGCCUCUCCCCUUCUUGGACCAAAUGAGAGCUUAUCGCAGACGAACACGAACCAGACGCAAGAGCCAGUCAAAGUUGACGUUCCGUGCCCUAGAUAUGACGACGAUGUCACUGUAAGUGACGACGGCCCCGUAUUUCGAGCAACUUUGAAAGCUUUGGAGCAAAAGACUGGCAAUAUGCGAGUCCAGAUGAAGAAGGUUCUCAAGCGAGCAGAGCAUGCACACUUGCAACAAAUUGAAGCCAAUGACGCUUUUGUCUCCUUCAUGGAUGCACUGCGUGAAGCUUCUGCCACAAAUGCCAAUGCCUUCCAGCCAGCUUUGGAACACUAUUUUGAUAAAAUUGCACGCGAGGUCGUCGCCUAUCAACGCCAGAACACGGCGAACCUACAAAAAAUCAUUAUAGAGCCAUUGAACAAGCUAUAUCAACUCGACAUCAAGCAGGCAGAGUAUAAAAAAAGGGACUUCGAGGAAGAAAGCAAAGAUUAUUACGCGUACGUAUCUCGGUAUCUGGGCCAACGACAAGAUACAGUCAAGGCGAAGAAACUUGCCGACAGCGACUCAAAAUACCAAAACAAGCGACGGAAUUUCGAACUGAAGAGAUUCGACUACUCCAACUUCGUCCAGGACCUUCAUGGAGGACGCAAGGAACAAGAAGUCCUGUCUCACUUGACCAAGUAUGCAGACGCACAAACAAAAGGCUACUUGGCCACGGCGAAGAAGAUUGAGGAUUUCCUUCCCGAGCUGUCAGCCUUGUCCACCGAAGUUCAAGAGGCAGACAAAGAGUACCAGUAUCGACGUCGAGAGCGAGAGGAGAAACGGCGACAGCUGGAGAAGUCAAACACUCCAUACCUGGAACCAGAGCAAGCCAGCCUCAACAGCUCCGCUCCGCUGACGUCGAGUUCGAACGGUAAUGCCGGGAAUACUUCCGACAGCGAACUUGGUCGUGCGGAUAGCACGGGCUCGCAGAUUAAGAAUGCGAUUGCCAUCGGAGCUGGUGGGCAGGGAACCGUUCCCCAAGGUGUCGAAUUAUCGCGAUCACCUGGAAGUCAGGGGCAAUCGUCCUUGUCCAGCUCCACACAGGGAGCCAAGUUCAAGGGCUUCCGAGAUCUGGAGGAGCGAGAAACUGCACAGACGGCGGUGAGUCAGCGAAAAGAAGGUCUACUGUGGUCACUCAACCGUCCCGGUGGCCAUGUUGACCCACGAAACUUGAACAAACAAGGAUGGCACAAAUUCUGGAUUGUUUUGGAUCAAGGGAAGCUGUCAGAAUACAGCAACUGGAAGCAAAAGCUGGAUCUGCACAUGGACCCUAUCGAUUUGCGAAUGGCUUCCGUCCGCGAAGCGCGUAACGCGGAACGCCGGUUUUGCUUUGAAGUUAUAACGCCCAACUACAAGCGUGUUUACCAGGCAACAUCUGAAGAAGACAUGAACAGCUGGAUUUUGUCCAUUAAUAACGCGCUGCAAAGUGCAAUGGAAGGCCGUGGGGUCCCAGAGCGAUCAUCACCAUCCAAGACACCUGGAGAUUCGUCGCUUAAGAGGGAUAUCGGAUCUAUCUUGACCGGCAAGACCCAAUCGCUGGGGCACGGCGCUCACUCACACCACCAUUCCUCCUCGAAUGCAGGAAUUCCGCAGCGCAGAAUAACAGUCGGCGCCAGACCUGGUGUGAUUCGCACAACAAGCUCAGGGUACGACGAGAAUCCAGAUAAACUGUUGCAAAUGGUCCGCAACGCGGAUCAGGGCAAUUGUUGGUGCGCGGACUGCGGUUCCGGAUCCAAGGUGGAAUGGGUCUCGAUCAACCUAGGUAUAAUUCUAUGUAUCGAAUGCAGCGGCAUCCACCGCUCUCUGGGUACGCAUAUCAGCAAAGUGCGGUCACUUACACUUGACAUCAAGUCCUUCACAAUCGAUAUUGUCGAAGUUCUGUUGCUCAUUGGAAAUCGUGUAUCGAACAUGAUUUGGGAGGCCAAGUUGGAUCCGUCUACGAAACCAAAUUCGCAAGCGACUCGAGAGCAACGAUUGAGGUUUAUCACUGCCAAAUAUGUGGACCGGGCCUACGUUGAGCCAAUCUCGACAACUCUGUCAAGAUAUGCGACGCCAGACGAGACGUUACUGGCAGCAAUCAAGAAGAACGAGAUCCAGCAAGUCCUGUACGCCCUGGCACUGAAAGCGAACCCCAAUGUUGUGGACAAGAUGCGGGGAACUCAUGCAAUUUGGCUGGCGCUGGCGGCGGCAGAUCCAGCAUCGCCGUCGCCAACACCGAGCGUAAACGCUUCUGAGGCAGAGGUCAAAGCUGUACCCUUCCCCGUGGCUGAACUGCUUACACAGAACGGCGCACAGAUUCCAGGGUCGCUGCCAGCGUUUCCACUCGGUCGAUAUGCUCAGCAGUAUUACGAACAAAAAUUGGGCAAAGGCACCAAUUCAGGACACGAUGUUUUGGGCUCGCUGCCUCUUCACCUGAGCUCAAGCGAUAGGCCGCAACGAGAGAGGGAGGCGCGGCUGCAGAAACGCGUGAGUGCUGGCGGGCGACUAGCAAAGUCUCCCAUACCCGAAAAAUAG
Messenger RNA from Pochonia chlamydosporia 170, 3321 nucleotides. RefSeq names its product ARF GTPase activator. Gene Ontology annotation, biological process: intra-Golgi vesicle-mediated transport. Gene Ontology annotation, molecular function: protein binding; GTPase activator activity. Lineage: Eukaryota; Fungi; Ascomycota; Sordariomycetes; Hypocreales; Clavicipitaceae. The transcript is spliced from 6 exons. Gene Ontology annotation, cellular component: cytoplasm; endosome; trans-Golgi network. Bases 1 to 3321 code for a protein of 1106 amino acids. The record is from RefSeq and is a predicted model, not a curated record.